AGGGGGUCUUCCUGAUUACGGCCACUGUUUGCACAAGCACUCCUACAAACCCCCUGCAAGUAGCUGUUCCUAGCAGUUUUUAUACUCCUUCCAUAAACAGAGAAUAUCUAUCAAGAAUUACACCAAUAUGGUCAAAGUACUACUUCUGGUGACCAACCAUGGUAAAAUGGGCAAUCUGGACAAAAAGACUGGGUGGUACCUGCCUGAAGUGGCCCAUCCCUAUAAAGUCUUCAAAGAAGCUGGUUACGAAAUCAUUAUGACCAGUCCUAAAGGAGGAGACGCACCAAUGGAUCCAUCAAGCUAUGAGCAGUAUCGUAAUGAUGAAGACUGUCAAAUGUUCUUAGCUGACUACAAAAUCCAAGACAACUUUCUAAAGGACACAGUCCCAUUAGACAAAGUGGAUCUUAAAUCAUGUGAUGUAUUUUUCUGUGCUGGUGGCCAUGGGCCCAUGUUCGACUUGCCUGACAAUGAUCUUGUUAAUAACAGUGUGACUGCUGUUUAUGAGAAGGGAGGAGUGGCAGCUGCAGUUUGUCAUGGUCCUGCAGGAAUUGUCAACACCAAGUUGUCCAAUGGAGAGUACUUGGUGAAAGGAAAGAAAGUUACCUGUUUCACCAAUUCAGAGGAGGACGAAAUGAACCUCUCCCAAGCUAUGCCAUUCAUGUUGGAGACGAGACUUAAAGAGCAUGGAGCUGUGUUUAAUGCAGCCCCUAAUUGGCAAGCAAACGUUGAAGUGUGCGAUCGCGUUAUAACUGGUCAAAAUCCGAACUCUGCCACACCAAUUGCCCAGGCAAUUGUGAAAGAACUCCAGAAAUCUAAGUAAUUACCAAACUGAAGGCCAUGAACAUAUUGUAAAACAAUAUCACACUAACAAAUGUUGUAGUUGUUAAAACUUCUGUCAUUACAUACGAAUAAAAGCGUUCAUAAAGAGAAUGAAAAAAA
Exaiptasia diaphana is the source of this 939-nucleotide messenger RNA. Its product is annotated as glyoxalase 3. The transcript has 4 exons. Lineage: Eukaryota; Metazoa; Cnidaria; Anthozoa; Actiniaria; Aiptasiidae. Bases 128 to 820 code for a protein of 230 amino acids. The record is from RefSeq and is a predicted model, not a curated record.